Linum trigynum is the source of this 285-nucleotide messenger RNA. The record is from the annotation of a GenBank genome assembly. Lineage: Eukaryota; Viridiplantae; Streptophyta; Magnoliopsida; Malpighiales; Linaceae.
AUGCAUUUGGUUGUCCGAUACCUUCAUGUUCCUCAUUGCUGCUCUCAAUGCGUGGAGUAUGGUCAUUGCGAGGGAGAGGGAACGAAAUGUAAGGUUGUUCAAAUUAAUGUGGGGAAGGAUCUUUUUAUUGCGGAAGCUAUGACUGAGGAGGUGGCUUGGGUCACUAAGCCAUUGCAAGCUGCUGAUGUGGCCAGUUCUUCGUCAGUGUCCUCGGAUCCUGUACAAGAACAAGCUAUGGUGGUCACUGCUCCCCCAGUGGCUAGCUCGGGUCCUGUUGCAGGCUAA